Molecule: messenger RNA, 1230 nt
Organism: Aspergillus calidoustus
Lineage: Eukaryota; Fungi; Ascomycota; Eurotiomycetes; Eurotiales; Aspergillaceae
Source: the annotation of a GenBank genome assembly
AUGCAGCUAUGGUUGCACGCCCUAAGGCAUUUCACUAAGCCUCAAGGCACCAAUAAGGAAGCAGGCGGAUUUGAGACUGAGAAAGGUCGAUCCAUGAGGGCUAUAGCAGCGCUCGCCCAUCGGCUACGAUUUUCCUCCGAUCACAUUCUGAAGAUGAUGAGUUUGCAAACGGAGCGGUUGGCUGCGGAGAACAUGUUCCGUGCGAUUUGUCGUCAGCAGUUUUACGCAGUCGAUACCGGCAGGAUCCGGGAGCUAUCGCGAACAUAUGAGAAGAGUGUACAGCAUCUAGCGCGCGUCAAAGAUAACACCGCUCGACAAGUGCGGCUUACGACGGACUGCGAAGAAGAGAAAGCUGGCCAUCGAUUUAAUUCCCCCCUCUGGAAAGAUCAUUUGCACGACCGGGCCAGUCUUUUCAUCCACCAAGUGUACAGUUCCGAUCAGCCGCCUUCUACUUUUCCAACAUCCUUUGCAGUCACAAGAGACAUCAUCUUCUCAUUCUUUGGGAAGGAGCCCCUUUACAGUCUGUUUUCUGCCCAGCAGUCUGGGGGGAGCCCAGUUGAGGAGCCCAAGACCAAUUCCCCGCCCAUUGCUGAAACGCCCGAGGAGGAGAGCAUGGAACCGAAUAACGAGGACCCCAACGGUGAAGAUUCAGAGGAAGUUGUAGUAUCCCGACUAUCUCCCAGUGACUCGCUCGAUCUCCAACCACAUCCCCCAGGGACCCCCGAUCGAAUGGCGGGUGUCGAAGAUGACGUGCCGUUCGCUCCCGGCUUCGAAGAACAUAUUUCAAAGGCCCCUUUGAAUACCAAGGCGGAAAUAUCUAUACAUAGGAGAGCCACCGAGAUCAUCCGUAUGUGGUACAACAGUGAGGUGGGAAAUGUUGUGGUUUUCUUCUUAUUCGAGUCUCGAAGCUAUUAUAAAUUUCCCCCAGUCGGAGGAACGGAGCUCAAAUCUACCCUGGAAGAGCUGUCUAAGGACCAUUACUUCCUGGUUUACAAUGGAUCUGAAGUGGCAAGUAUGGGAUUGGACACUAUCUAUGAGGCUGCUUUACAACACCGCCUGGUUCUAGUGGGAAAGAAAGACAACCCCCGUCGGGACGUCCAGGAUGAUAUUGGGACGAUCUCUAGUGACGUAUUGCAAGAAUACAUCACAAAGUACGAUGUGAAAACUGGGAAAAGAAAAGAAGACCUCCCCGAGAAACGUUCGGCCAAACGACAACUUCGAUCUAAAUGA